Molecule: messenger RNA, 1263 nt
Organism: Hyaloperonospora brassicae
Lineage: Eukaryota; Oomycota; Peronosporomycetes; Peronosporales; Peronosporaceae
Source: the annotation of a GenBank genome assembly
AUGGGACAGAUGGCGUCGCCUGCGGCCACUGCUUCGCUCUUGUCCCCUCCGCGUAGCACCGCAGCGCGCAAGAAACCACUGGAGACGACGCACUCCGACGGUCCUGAGGCGUCCGACCUGCUCGACACCACAGCUGCGGUUGGUCGCAAACGGAAGAAGGCGAGUGCCAGCACUCUACCAACGAACACCACCGGUAGUAGUAGCGCUACGCCAGUGUCGAGUAAAAAGCGGACGCGGCUGUCGAUUGGUGCACCGGGUAAAGUGACGCCACUGGCGGACGUGCGCGAGAAGGAGAUCCACCGGACGUUCACGGAGCACGAAGUCGCGGAGGUGUACAAGGCCAUUCGCAAGCAAACGGGCAGUCUCGGCGGCAAUGCAGCCGGUGGCGCCAUCUACGGCGAGAUCACGCAAGCUUCGUUCCAACGCGUGGUGGACUACCUCAAGGACAAGUGCGAACUCUCUGCGUCCAGCUGCUUUGUGGACGUGGGCUCGGGACUCGGCAAGCCAAACUUCCACGUGUCCGUGGAUCCCGGCGUUCAGGUCUCGUACGGCAUCGAGCUCGAAGAACUGCGCUGGCACCUGUCGCUGCACAACCUCCGCAGUGUGUUGUCGCUCGACUCGCAGCGUCACAAGCCGCUUUCGACCGUGUUCACGGCAGGCGACAUCACGCACGCACACACGUUUGAACCGUUUUCGCACGUGUACACUUUUGACGUGGGCUUUCCACCCGAUGUGAUGGACAAGAUGGCGGAGAUGUUUAACCGUAGCUCGGCGCAGUACUUUGUCAGCUUCCAUUCGCCGCGGAAAGUGGUCGAGACGUAUGGGUUCUCUGUGACAAACAUCGGACGCGUCGCGACGUCGAUGGCAGGUUCGAGUGAAGGUCACCAGUGCUACUUCUAUCGGCGUGUGGCGCCGACAGAGGAGGAAAGUGAACCCGAGAGUGGAAAAGCGACUGUGAAGGUGUCGUCGCUGACUGACAGCAAUGCCCUCUGCCCACCGCUGACGGAAGACCCUCUUUUCAGCCAAGGGAUCGAGCUCUUGAAGACCGGUCGCGAAGGCAUGCUGUUGUGGAUCGACAGCUUUUUUGACCAGGCGAAUGCAGGACGCACUCGCCUACAGAAGCGCAUCUUGCGCGAGCGUCCAAUGGAGUCGUACUAUCCCACGGUCAAGUCGCAUGUUGUUGCCGCUUGCAGCAGCGUACUGCAGAAAGGCAAGAAGAAGACGGCGAAGGUGACGAAGCGCAAGGUCAACCUCCGCGCGUAA